Oncorhynchus masou masou (cherry salmon) is the source of this 7724-nucleotide messenger RNA. RefSeq names its product transmembrane protein 229B-like. Bases 3811 to 4383 code for a protein of 190 amino acids. The record is from RefSeq and is a predicted model, not a curated record. NCBI's taxonomy places the organism in Eukaryota, Metazoa, Chordata, Actinopteri, Salmoniformes, Salmonidae. The transcript is spliced from 3 exons.
UCUGAGUGCUACUCUGUUUAAGGCACUGUUCGUUGAGGUGACGAAAGAGUUAAGAUGCAAGAACCGCGUGAGUGGAGCCGGUGCUCGAGCCGUCUCUAAACAUGUGCCGCUGUCCUGGCUCGUGGCUACUACUGCAGUCGGUGAAGGAUCGGACAGUGGAGGGACCCGGAACGGUGCGCCGGUAGCAGGACGGUGAGACUUCGCAUGGACUGUUGGUCCAUAUAUCACAUAAAUUAUUGGCUGUGCUGCAUCCGGUGGGACCACCGCAGCGACAAUAUUACGGAUUCACCUUGAGGAGAGUACACUGAUGCCUACUGGAGUGUUACAUGAGCUUUUUAAGCACUCCAAAAAUCUCUCUCUCUCUCUCUUCCAUCAGCUUCGCUCUGUUGUUUUUUAUAUAAUCCUCCAUGCUAUUCUCUCUCAGUGGGUAUGACUCUCAGUCAGUGACCUCAGGAAGGUCACUGUUUCAUUUCUUCUAUUCCUUCUGUAUUCCACGAGGGCUUCACUGUAUCAGAGCUACUGUAAAACACAUAGGAGACUGUCCAGGAGUAAUCGGAACAUCUUUCCUAUUCAUUUGGAACAACUUUUUUUUGUGCUGCUGUGUGUGAACAUUCAGCACAUGACAGGAACCCAGUACCUGCAUCCUAAAAUCAGGAUAAACAAAGAGUGACUUAGGAAGCCAUACAUCUGUCAGUCACUGGCCGGGGGUCAAUACCUUGGCCCCGUAUCCACAAUGUGUCUCAGAGUAGGAAAUUGCUGAGAAUAGAAACAUUCUAAUCCUACUCUUAUGGGUCAAAAUAAAAGCUAUAGGUGAAGCCUCUUUAGUCAUAAGAUUCCCACCUAGUCGACAGAUACUUUUGGUCAUGUAGUGUACAGUAUGUGGACGCCUGCUUUUUGAACAUCUCAUUCCAAAAUCAUGGACAUUAACAUGGAGUUGGUCCCAGCGUUGCUGCUAUAUCACCCUCCACUCUUCUGGGAAGGCAUUCCACAAGAUGUUGGAACAUUGCUGCAGGGACUUGCUUCCAUUUAGCCACAAGCAUUAGUGAGGUCGGCCACUGAUGUUGAGCGAUUAGGCCUGGCGCACAGUUGGCAUUCCAAUUCAUCCCAAAGGUGUUUGAUGGAGUUGAGGUUAGGGUUAUGUGCAAGCCAGUCAAGGUCUUCCACACUGAUCUUGACAAACCAUUUCUGUAUGGAGCUUGCUUUGUGCAUGGGGGUAUUGUCAUGCUGAAACAGGAAAGGGCCUUCUCCCAAACUGUUGCCACAAAGUUGGAAGCACAGAAUCAUCUAGAAUGUCAUUGUAUGUUGUAGCAUUAAGAUUUUCCUUCACCCAAAACAUGAAAAACAGCCCCAGACCAUUAUUCCUCCUCUACCAAACUUUAUAGUUGGCACUAUGCAUUGGGGAAGGUAGCGUUCUCCUGGCAUCCGCCAAACCCAGAUUGGUCUGCCGGACUGCUGCCAGAUGGUGAGGUGUGAUUCAUCACUCCAGAGAAUGUGUUUCCACUGCUCCAGAGUCCAAUGGCGGCGAGCUUUACACCACUCCAGUCAACGCUUGGCAUUGUGCAUGGUGAUCUUAGGCUUGUGCUAGGCUGCUCGGCCAUUGAAACCCAUUUCAUGAAGCUCCCGAUGAACAAUUCUUGUGCUGACGUUGCUUCCAGAGGCAGUUUGGAAUUCGGUAGUGAGUGUUGCAACACCGGACAGACAAUCUUUACUUGCUUCAGCACUCAGUGGUCCCAUUCUGUGGGCUUGUGUGGCCUACUAGUUCGCGGCUGAGCCGUUGUUGCUUCUAGACGUUUCCACUUCACAAUAACAGUACUUACAGUUGACCCAGGCAGCUCUAGCAGUCCAGAAAUCUGACCACGUGACUUGUCACUGAGCUCUUCAGUAAGGACAUUCUACCUGCAAUGUCUUAAAUCAAAAUAUAUAUGGGCUGCAUGAUGUGACUAUAGGCUCUUGAUGAUUUGAGAAAGUCGCUGUUCUCUCAUCAAGUGAUCAUAUUUUCACCCAUCAGACUAUUCUCAAUUUAAUCUUGCCUUUACUAAUAUGUCAAAUUAGUUUAGAUUCAGAAUGCUCCAUUAUCAAAUGGGCAGGAACAGAGGCAGAGGAAAAAUGGAGUCCACUUUCCUACGGUUCAUUUUCAAUAAUGCAGUUAGGCUACUGUUUCACUCCCUGCAUCAACCACUGUUCGAAGUGCAUGCAGCCUCUUGCUGUGGGACUUGUGAUAUUUUGCCCCAAACUCUGUAUGUCAUGGGCUCUCCAACCCUGUUCAUGCAGCUAACCAGUGCUCUGUAUGUCAUGGGCUCUCCAACCCUGUUCAUGCAGCUAACCAGUGCUCUGUAUGCCAUGGGCUCUCCAACCCUGUUCAUGCAGCUAACCAGUGCUCUGUAUGCCAUGGGCUCUCCAACCCUGUUCAUGCAGCUAACCAGUGCUCUGUAUGUCAUGGGCUCUCCAACCCUGUUCAUGCAGCUAACCAGUGCUCUGUAUGUCAUGGGCUCUCCAACCCUGUUCAUGCAGCUAACCAGUGCUCUGUAUGCCAUGGGCUCUCCAACCCUGUUAAUGCAGCUAACCAGUGCUCUGUAUGCCAUGGGCUCUCCAACCCUGUUCAUGCAGCUAACCAGUGCUCUGUAUGUCAUGGGCUCUCCAACCCUGUUAAUGCAGCUAACCAGUGCUCUGUAUGCCAUGGGCUCUCCAACCCUGUUCAUGCAGCUAACCAGUGCUCUGUAUGUCAUGGGCUCUCCAACCCUGUUCAUGCAGCUAACCAGUGCUCUGUAUGCCAUGGGCUCUCCAACCCUGUUCAUGCAGCUAACCAGUGCUCUGUAUGUCAUGGGCUCUCCAACCCUGUUAAUGCAGCUAACCAGUGCUCUGUAUGCCAUGGGCUCUCCAACCCUGUUAAUGCAGCUAACCAGUGCUCUGUAUGUCAUGGGCUCUCCAACCCUGUUCAUGCAGCUAACCAGUGCUCUGUAUGCCAUGGGCUCUCCAACCCUGUUAAUGCAGCUAACCAGUGCUCUGUAUGCCAUGGGCUCUCCAACCCUGUUCAUGCAGCUAACCAGUGCUCUGUAUGUCAUGGGCUCUCCAACCCUGUUCAUGCAGCUAACCAGUGCUCUGUAUGCCAUGGGCUCUCCAACCCUGUUCAUGCAGCUAACCAGUGCUCUGUAUGUCAUGGGCUCUCCAGCCCUGUUCAUGCAGCUAACCAGUGCUCUGUAUGCCAUGGGCUCUCCAACCCUGUUCAUGCAGCUAACCAGUGCUGUGUAUGUCAUGGGCUCUCCAGCCCUGUUCAUGCAGCUAACCAGUGCUCUGUAUGCCAUGGGCUCUCCAACCCUGUUCAUGCAGCUAACCAGUGCUCUGUAUGCCAUGGGCUCUCCAACCCUGUUAAUGCAGCUAACCAGUGCUCUGUAUGCCAUGGGCUCUCCAACCCUGUUCAUGCAGCUAACCAGUGCUUAAUUUGGGAAACCAAGUGAUAUCUGUUUGGGAAGAUCAAUAGUAACAUGUUUUCACAACAAAAUAUAUUUCAUUAAACUGUUUGACAGCCCUUCUUUCUGCAUGCUGGAGAAAGGAAUGAAGGAGAGAGAGGAGUAGAUGGAAAUGCACGAAGAAUAGAUAUUCUGCAGCUAAAGACAUGUAUUUCUCGUCCACGGGAUAAAAGGAGAGGGAUGGUCAUAAUGGUGUAAUUGAACAGGGGACCUCUCACACACCAAACCAACCAUUAGACCAAGAGAAAAUCCUUCAGGUCUUAAAGUGACAUUUGGGCAUAAAACUCUCAAGCACGACUACCUCAUCACGAAGGCGUGGCGAUUCAAAAUAACCCCUACUACAAUGGCAACCACAGCCCCUACGCCGGUGCCUCUGACUGUCCUGUGUCGCUGGUACCUGUACGCCAUCCACGGCUACUUCUGUGAGGUCAUGUUCACCGCCGCCUGGGACUUUGUGGUCAACCGCGACUGGAAGUUCCCUGGUGUUACCAGUGUGUGGGCUCUGUUCAUCUACGGGACCUGCAUCCUCAUUGUGGAGCACAUGUACCUGGCCCUCCGAGCUCUCCAGUGCCCCCUGCUGCUGCGAUGCCUCAUCUAUACUGUAUGGACGUACAUCUGGGAGUUCAGUACAGGGCUGUUGUUGACCCAGUUCGGGGCUUGUCCCUGGGAUUAUUCCCAUUUUCAGUAUAACUUCAUGGGGUUGAUCACGGCAGAGUACGCCCUGCCAUGGUUCUGUGCGUCAUUCAUGACGGAGCAACUGGUUAUACGCAACACACUGCGGCUAAGGAUGGACACAGACGGAACAGAGGACGUCAAGUCUGAUGCAGGUUGGGGAGAAGAUGGGGGAGGAGGGGGGAGGAGACAACGGGUUGAACAAGGAGGUACAGAGGUAAAUGGUUUCCUGAAAGUGGACUGAGGACUGAGCAAAGAACACUGAGGUCCAGUUUUAAAGACACUGAUAACCCUAAUAGUGGACUAAAUAGCCUUCUCAAGGGAUAAUCUCUAUUGAAAGUGCUUUUUAGUCCAGGACUAGGCUUAAUCUGGGUCCAGAAAACGGUCCCUGAAUCGUAACUCUUCUUUCUGGGAAAUGUACAUUGAAUAUUUAUUUAACAGCAUUCAAAGUACUGUAGUUAUGUAGCUUCAGGUUGCAAUCUGAAGUAAGUUCUGUAUUGACUAUCAAAUACUGGGUCCUAAAGCAAUGCAAUAGCUUCAAUACAUUGUCAUGUGGAGAAUGCUUUCUAAAGUUAGUGAUAGAGUUCUGUAUGCACUGCAGUCUGUUUCAAAAGGCAAUUGAUUUAGAGUAGUCUACAACUCAGUUAGGUGUACUCUUAUAAUGUACUGUAUGUAUUGCACAUGCCCAAGCAUGCUAUAUGAAUGAUGUCUCAGGUACCUACAUUAACUGUGGGCUGUAUCUACUGUUCUUCCAAAUGAAAGAAAUCAGGAUUUCUAUGUUCAAAACCAGAACCUCGAACCGUGGCAAUGUCUAGAGUUACCCUCCUGUGGAUUUGCACUCUAACCCCACUUGUCAUUGUAUUUGACCUUUAUUUAACUAGGCAAGUCAGUUAAGAACAAAUUCUUAUUUACAAUGACAGCCUAGGAACAGUGGGUUAACUGCCUUGUUCAGGGACAGAAUUACAUAUGUUCACCUUGUUGGCCCAGGGAUUUAAUCUAGCAACCUUUCAGUUACUGGCCCAACACUAUAACCACGAGGCUACCUGCUGAACUUGGUUCAGUUUAUCAACCAGCUAAUUAUUAGAAUCAGGUGCGGUAGGGUUGGGGUGAAAACCUACAGGAGAGUAGUGCUCUAGGAAUUGAUAAGAUACUGCACCUGAAUGCUUGAUCUGAAGUGUCAUAUGAAUACUGUAUUACCACAAAUCUUUCCCAACAUCCAAAUCCUGUAGUUGGUGCGAGAUUUGAUUGGUUCCUUCAGAGAUUAUAUUGGCACCAACAACAACCAUAGGAUUUGACAAGACAGCACAAACAGAUGUGGGACCUUAGAGAUAGAAUUACAUUCUGUGUGUGGGACAACCAGGAUACCUCAAGCCACGCGGAUUCAAAAGCAGUAGAUCAACAAUGCAAAGUGAUGACGAUUAUUGUAAUUUUUUUUUCAAUCGCUUUGGUGCUAUUUCCACAAGUAUGUGGGGAAUUUUCAAAACUCUUCGUACAAAACUCCAAACUGUACUGCACUUUUUGUGCAUUCAUUUUGUUUGAAGCCAUCCUUCACCACACAGCCAUUGAUCCAAAGAUCCAAGUUUACUGUGAAAUACAAUAAGAACAUUGAUUUAAUCACCAAAACACAACAAUGAUAUCUUCUCAAUUUAGUUAUUUUAACAACCAGUUAAUCAAUAGUAAAAAAAAUGCAAAAAAUACAUGUUUAAAAAAUGCCCUUUGAAUGUAACAUGCUACUGUACUAUAAAUUACAGUACAUUACACUGUUUUCACAUUACACUUGCACUACCCAUUCAAAUGUACUGAACCUCAAAUGUCCAUCAUUUCUAUACCAUGUGUGAUCAAAGGUGUGAAAAUGGAAGAAAUCUUUCAUCUUUCACAAUCAUUGAUGCAGAAAUGUAAUGUAUUGUUCAAAUAUCAUUACAACAUACUGUAGGUGUAUUGUAACCAAUUGAAAGGAAUGUUAAAAACAAAAACAAUGUUUAACAGGCAUUAGUUUGCAUCAAAGGUUGUCUCGAGAAUUUGGCCAUAGGCUCAUAUCGACAUGGCAGUAAAUGUCCUCAUUGUUCAUGCUCGUGGAAAAAAACAUUUUGGCAUGGUGAAUCCAAGCCUUACAUAGUUCUGGAUUUGAUGUCACUGCAGGCCUCAUCCAUGGCCUGAAUGAGGGUGGUACGCUCAUGGGGAUUGCAAUCAUACAUCUUCUACCUGUAUUGUAAUCAUGUAUUGUAUUUUACAGUAUUGAAUUGUAAUUAUAUGUGUUAUUGUGGCCCUGUACGUGGCUCAGUUCAUAAGGGCACGGCACAAGCAACACCAGAGUUGUGGGUUCAAUUCCCAUUGGGGUCACAGAUGAAAAUCUGCAGACUCACUGUUGUCACUUUGGAUAAAAAUGCAUGCUAUGUAAAUUGAAUAUAUUACAGUUACAAUGCAAUUUUAUUUAAGCGGUGUGACCCCCCCCCCCCCCCCCCAUCAAAAAGACCCCAGCAACUUCAUUCUGGACACAUAUGUACUGUAUAGGGGAUGCAGUUGUUACAUACAUCACAUCUCUGAUCUUGUUAAUAUCAGAUUUUGUCUUACUGUGAAGUCAAAUCCUAGUCAUCAUUACAUUAUUGUGCGUUAUAGUAUACGGUGUAUCAUACUUCAUGUGUUUCUAGUUCAUUUUCAUUAUGUACAAAAUCUGUGGUAGACAAAACACUUUCAAAUCUAUAGGUUUAACAAACUGUUCAGUGAUGAGCAACUAAGAGCAGUCGGAUUCAGUAAUAGUAUAAUGUAUUUUAACAAAUCAGACGAGCAUGAUAUAAAAAGUAAUGUGAGCAUUGCAUUGUGAAACGAAAUUACCCGUAUAUGAGCAUGUCUUGCAAUGCGUAAAUAUGUAUUUCUAGAUUUAACACAGAUUGUUUGGUGAAAAAGUGAUUGUAUCAUUCUGUGUGUUGUACUUAGUUUUGAAACAACUGCCUUUUUGAUGAUCUGUUUUGAGUUUUGUUGAACAGUUGUGAAAAUGUACCACAUAUUUGUGAAAAUUGCACCAAAGGUAUUUACAUUUUUUUUUUAAAUGUAUUCAAACAUGUAGGCCCUAACUGGAUAUUUGAGUCUAAUCUACAACUACCGGUAUAUGUCAGUAGGCAUAGAACAUUGGGUGCUGCUCAUGUCUUUAUACAAGAAAUCCAUUGCUUUGAUGAUGCAAUUAUAGUAAUGAGAAUUUACAAGCCACACAAAUGAAAUAUGCAAUGGAAAGUGUGUGUGUCUGCAUGUUCAGUGAUGGUGGGGGAGAGGCUGAUCUCUCACCACAUAAACCUAAGACUUCGUAUGCAUGUAACAAAGUUAUUGUCAGGUGUACUUAUUUCCAAACUUUAGUUUUCUUGGUUCGACAAAAAAAAAAAAUACUAUGACAUACUGCACUGUAUUAUAUCACACAUGUAUUGUGUAUCGUUUGUGGAAUAAAUGUAUUUAUUUGACCAUAAAAUCUGUUGCUCUUUGGUUUUAGGCUGGGUAUCUGUAAAGCACUCAAUGACAACUGGUGAUUUCUAAAGAACUUUAUAAAAUACAUUUGUGAGUUGAACCACUUCGCUUCACUACAGUCUCAGAUCAAAU